Trichoderma harzianum CBS 226.95 is the source of this 225-nucleotide messenger RNA. RefSeq lists its product as hypothetical. The record is from RefSeq and is a predicted model, not a curated record. The coding region runs from base 1 to 225 and encodes 74 amino acids. The transcript has 2 exons. Lineage: Eukaryota; Fungi; Ascomycota; Sordariomycetes; Hypocreales; Hypocreaceae.
AUGCCAGCAGAAGCAGCGGCUGCUGUGCUAGAUCAGAAGGCUGACGCUGUCUCGCCGGUGAGCUGGGAUGUAUCCUGCAAGCACAAGCACAAGCACAGCACAAGCACGAAGCAGCUCUGGAGGCAGGGCCUUUGGGAGGGACAAGAUCUCAAGGUCCGGGACCGAAGCGUGGGGAAGGCCAAAGGGCAGCUGCAGCACGACGAGCGUGUCCUGGGGGUCGAAUGA